UCUUGGGUGUAAAUAAAUUAAAUAAAGAUUGUUUAAGUGCAUCGGCGGCUUUAAUUUUCAUCCCACAACUUUUGGGGGCUCGUCCGGGAUGGAAAUAAGCCAAAGGUGCUGAAGAUGUACAUAAGGGUGUAAAUAACGUUGUAAAUACGGGUUCAUGUUGGUGAAGGAUUUCACACACGGAAAAGAUGGCGGCGCGCACUAAAGCGAAAUUAUGGUGAAAAUUAAAAAUUAAUAAUGGUGAAUUAAAUUAAGGUGAAAACAUAGAAGGUGAUAAUAAUGUAAAUACGGUGAAGGUGAAAAGAAAAAGGUGAAAAAUUUAUUACUAAGACGACAUGAUGAUGGCGGCAGCGACAAUCCCACGGUUCUCGGGAGCAGACCCGACAUACCCGGCGGCAAGGUGGGUGGAGGAGAUCACCGACAAUGCGGAGGUGUUCGGCUGGUCACCUUCACAAAAGCUGCUGAUGGCGCGACGGGCACUGACUGGUGUGGCAGGUCUGUGGCUCCGUACGGAGAAUACAUUCAAGACCUUUGAAGAACUGCAGCGGGCUCUGCUGGAGGAGUUUCCCUACGAUGUCAACCCGAAGGUGAUCCACGAGCUCAUGACUAACCGCAAGAAGAAGCGCGAGGAGAGCUGUUAUGAGUACAUGCUGGUGAUGAAGGAGCUGGGGAAGCGCGGUGGAUUUGAAGACUACGUGGCCAUACAAUAUAUAGUCGAUGGUAUCGAAGACUGUGUGUUACACAAAGCCAUGCUGUAUGGUGUCACCACAUAUCCGGACCUGAAGGAAAAGCUGAAAAUUUACGAAUAUAUGAAAAGAAAGAUGGAGAUGAGUGCACGAACGAGAAGAGGCGAACGACCGAUAGACGACGUGUCGGUAAAGCAGGACCCCGAACAGCAACAGAGCAGCGGAUGCGGAGACAAGUCGGUGGUGUCGGUAAAACAGCACUCGAGUAUGUUCGAAGUCAGGAUGGACGAGGCCAACAAAUGGAAUAAUGAUUAUUCGAAGGAAACAGAAGUGACAGCGAUAAAGAACGAAUACGAGAAAUGUCAACGUCAGACGGAAGUUGUAAAUAAUGUAAAUAAUAAGCAAGUUUUACAGAAUAAAAAACCGGCCAAUAGCAAAGAAGUACCAAUAGAGCUGGAGAGUAUUAAGGAGGAAAAGAUUGUUGAACAUAAAGUUGAAGAGGUAUGUGAGACAAAGAUUGUGGAAGAACAAGUUGAAAAGGUGGAAGAAAAAGUUGAAAAGGUAGUUAAAAAGGAGCAUUUUUCAGGCGAGUUUCCUAGUUUGGUGAAGGAGAAAGAUGGCUCGACAAGGAGAUAUAUCGAUAAUAGGAUAAUGAAUACGAAGGUGUAUACAUACUGA
Messenger RNA from Plutella xylostella (diamondback moth), 1361 nucleotides. Lineage: Eukaryota; Metazoa; Arthropoda; Insecta; Lepidoptera; Plutellidae. The record is from RefSeq and is a predicted model, not a curated record.